AUUGUAUCUUCUUUCAAAUAUCUUUCAAUAUAGAAGAUAUUGUAUGUAGCUUUAUAAAUCUUUAGUCAAGGAACUAAUGACGUAAUACACGAUAGUUUACGCUUGGGCGCACUCUCAUAUAAGGUAUUUUGAUAGGUUUUGGUUGGUUGGUGAUUAAUACAAGAUCUCCAGACGUUAUACAGACACAUUUUAACGCGACCACUUCCUAUUAACAGGAUGCUACCAUCGUCAAACAAAAGGCCUCAUACAAUAGAUUCAGCCUGGUAUUGAACAUAAUUCUACAACACUGAGAGCUAGAUUAAAUUUAAAAUACAGUGAAGGGAUUAACAAAGCAUCAGAUAUGGCAAAUGCCCAGGGUUUAUUUCUACAGCAAAAUGCAGCGGAUACUUUACUUCGAAACACAUCUUCUCUUCAAGUUUUACUCAAUAUGGGGUUCCCGAAAGACAGAGCUUUAAAAGCGUUGGCGGCAACAGGGGAUGCUGGAGUACAGGUCGCAUGUGACUGGAUUUUUGCUCAUGUAAAAGACCCAACAUUAGACCAAGUAACUCCAAGGGAAUUUAUUCUAUAUGCAUGUCCAACAGGGCCAUUUGGUUUACAACUCGAAGAGUUCUGGCAGCAAUCGUUAGCCACUUGUGGGCGUAAUGGAGUACACAGCUCAUUUCCACACAUAACCCUAUGUUCAUUUUUUAAAGUAAUGUAUAUUAGCAUGUUUAUAUGGGCAUCUAUCAAUUUAAAACCUGUUACAGUCAAGGGCUGCCCAGCAAAAUUCGCAGUGGAAUAUUUUUCAACCCAAAACUAUGUUGGGCUUUUUCUUGAAGAAAAUGCAGCCCAGUUUCUUCGCAACCUUUCAGAACAGUUCGCUGAAGAAGCAAAAACUUUAGCAGGAACCAAAGUUGAACCACAUAGCAACAAGCAGCUUCAUAUUACACUGGCAUAUAAAUUCCCAACAAACCAAUUUACAAAACUUGAAGAGUUGGCAAAGAAACUUGAUUUAAAUAAACCAUCAGCUUGGGAGGUUCGGUUAUAUUCAAAGGACCCGAAAUUUGGAGACUGUGAGACACUACGAGUGUUGUAUCCAUAUUCACCAACUUCCGAAACACAUCUUCAGCUCAUCAAUGGUGAUUGCAUCUUUGUAGGUCCUGAAGAUGUUUCUGACGCUUCCAAGUCUAGCUUUGAGGGUUGGUUCUAUGGCACAUCAUGGAUGACUGGGUGUAGUGGUUUCUUCCCAGCCACCCACACAGAGAAAUCAACAGACACAGAUACAUGGACAAUACACAAGAACUGUGUGCUGACAAGUAAAGCAACCGCUUCGGAUGAAGGACGAAAGUUGCAACGAAAAUAUUCGCGAGGGGCUGACGAAUUCCACACAUCUGGUUAUAGUUCACAAACCUUACUACAGAACGAUAUAGCUGAAGUGCCAGAAAUAGAUGAACCAACACACCAGCAAAUAGAAAGUAGAGACCGAAGUAGACACGUACCAGUACCAAGCAACUCUGGGGUUGUCACAACUGACCCACCACCUAGACCACCCAAAGAUGAUGUUUACGCCCAGGUUCAAAAACCUAAAGGUAUCUCCCCUGUACUGCCAACAAUGAACCAAAGAUCACGAAGAAUUUAUAUUUUCCGUCACGCUGAGCGAGUGGAUGUCACGUUUGGGAAACAGUGGAUUAAAAUGUCAUUUGAUGAACAAGGCCACUAUCACCGGAAAAACCUUAACAUGCCGCAAAAGAUUCCAAAACGAGUUGGUGGGCCAGAAGAUUUUAACCACGAUAGCCCUAUUACUGAAAUGGGUUUGUACCAGGCAUUUUUGACUGGUCAAGGUCUUAGAGGGGUUGGGGUGAAUUUUAGCCACGUUUUUUCAAGUCCUUCGCUAAGAUGUCUACAGACUGCGAAUGCUAUUUUGAAGGGUAUGGGCGAUGACAAGAAAUUGAACGUAAACGUUGAUCUUGCGUUAUAUGAGUGGAUGAAGUGGAGUCCAGGUGGAUUGCCCAAGUUUAUGGAUGCUUCAAGUAUGAACAACUUUGGAAUAAAGGUCGACAAGAAUUAUCGAAGUUGGGUUUCUGAAGAUGACAUGCCGCAUAAUGAAAGAUGCAGCGAUUAUUUCAAGCGGUGUCAUAAGUUUAUAUCAAGAGUUGCAAAGGAAACAAAAGGAGAUAUAUUGAUCACCGGGCAUGCAGGAUCCCUAGAUGGUCUCUCCCGUCAAAUACAAGGGUUAAGCCCACGACCAAUGCCAGAGUUUGUGGGAAUUGUAACUAAGAUUCCUUACUGUGGAUCACUAGUGCUUGAAGAUUGUCCAGAGUUGGGUAUCUGGCAAAUUGUUGACCCUCCGUACCCCCCUUUAACCCACGCCCCUAACCCUAGGUUUGAUUGGAAGAUAUUACAAGGAUAGAUUAUCUCUGUGGGUUAUACACUGUGCACGAUACAACAUAGUUCUCUCAUGUGUAAUGUCAGGUAGGAUUUACACACAGCAGAGAAAAAGUAAAGAAAAAUGAUUUAGGCUGGAAUAUUACGUUCUUUCUUAUUUCUGCCUAAUACUACCUGUUACUGCUGCAAUUACUGUUAACAUUCAAAAGUGCUCUCUGUCUUAAGUUCCAAGUUUGGUUCUCUUGCUGCCUUUUUCUCUUUAUUUUUGACUAUCCAGGGCAGAGAUAGAUAAGUUACUGUAGUCCAGAAUCACAGAUUACUUAAUGUGUGUGCUUGUUUUUUUUCAUCUGCAUUCUAUCCUCAAAACUUUUUUCGUAACUUAGCAUAGCUCUUCUUUCUUGUGUACAUGGUCACUUUCGAUUUUCGCUCUAUUAUCGUGUGCAAUUUUUUUGCCGAAAUUUUUGGACCUUAAACCGGGAAGUGUUUCCAGUUUAAACUUGCUUGCCUCACAUAGUUGAUUAGCAAUGAGAUUAAUCAGUCAGAGGUAACACUGUUAACAGUAUAACACUUGAAAAUUAUAACUUAAAAGCCCAAUAAUUGUUCAGUGGGUUCCUUUUUUUGUAAAUUAGCUUUUGUAUUUGCA
This is a messenger RNA of Ciona intestinalis (vase tunicate), 3007 nucleotides long. The record is from RefSeq and is a predicted model, not a curated record. NCBI's taxonomy places the organism in Eukaryota, Metazoa, Chordata, Ascidiacea, Phlebobranchia, Cionidae.